AUUCGUCAUUCUAAAAAUUCCUGGUUCCAUUCCCCAUUCAGAACUCGGAUUCAAUCGUCAAGUGUCUUUUCUCGGACGUGGAUCUCCAACAUUCUGAACCGUCAAAAGCUUUAAAUAUCAGGUUUAGCUAAAAAAAACCAGGAGCUCAAUCUAAAAUGGCGGAGCCGAUAAAUGUCGUAGUAACUGGAGCAGCGGGUCAAAUCGCUUACUCACUGCUGUACCAAUUAGCAGCUGGAUCGGUGUUUGGUCCAGAGCAGCCAAUCAACUUGCGUCUGCUGGAUAUCAAACCAAUGAUGGAUAUCCUCCAGGGUGUUGUCAUGGAGCUCGAAGAUUUGGCGCUUCCUCUGCUACGCGACGUUUUGCCGACCGCUGAUGCUGGAGUGGCUUUCAAAGACGCAGCAGCAGCCUUCCUGGUGGGUGCGAUGCCCCGCAAGCAAGGAAUGGAACGUAAAGAUCUUCUGGCGGCUAAUGUCAAGAUCUUUAAAGAUCAGGGCGAAGCUUUGGAAAAGUUCGCACGCAAAGACAUCAAGGUUCUGGUGGUCGGCAAUCCAGCCAACACCAAUGCUUUGAUUUGCUCUCAUUAUGCUCCAAGUAUUCCCAAGGAAAAUUUCACUGCUAUGACUCGCUUGGACCAAAAUCGGGCUCAGGCUGCUUUGGCUUCACGGCUUGGUGUCCAGGUCGACAAAGUGAAGAACGUAAUCAUCUGGGGUAAUCACAGUUCAACCCAGUACCCGGAUGCUACGCAUGCAGUCGCUGACCUGCCAGGGAAAGGUUCAGUAAAGGUCAGCUUGGCGGUAAAUGACAAUGCCUGGCUGAACGGCGAGUUCUUGGAAACAAUCCAAAAACGUGGAGCUGCUGUUAUCGCCGCGCGUAAAAUGUCAUCAGCAAUGUCUGCCGCGAAGGCUGCUGGCGACCAUAUGCGGGACUGGUGGUUCGGCACCAAACCGGGACAGUGGGUCUCCAUGGGUGUCGUUUCUGAUGGGAGCUACGGAAUCCCCAAAGACGUCGUGUUUUCAUUCCCGGUCAACAUUAAAGAUAAGAAAUUCGAGAUUGUCCAAGGAUUGGAAAUAAGCGACUUUGCAAGAUCCAAACUUGAUAUUACUGCCAAAGAACUCGAGGAAGAACGCGCUGAAGCUCACCAAGUUCUCAUGCCGUGACUAUCUGGUGGUGGUUCUCAUCACGAAGCACCCGAGUGUGUCAAAUGUAGAUUGUAAUCCCAAAUAUUUCUUCCUAGUUAUUAUUUUCUUUUCUUUUUGGUUUAAUUUAUUGUCAAUAAAUUAAAUUGUUUUAGAUUAUUACCAGUGAAUUAUCUAAUUGUAAUGUAUGUUUAGACUUAUCAGCAAGCAGAUACUAAGAUUUUAUUUGUUCAAUUAUGUAAUAAUUAAUCAUUGAUAGCUAUAUUUUUGUUUAUGGGUUAUAGAUUAAAUCUACUGGUUAAAUAUUUCAGCGAUGUACUAUUAUUAUUUUAAAAAUGUGUAUGAACAAUAAAUAUAUAUUUAUUGGAAUGAAA
Molecule: messenger RNA, 1510 nt
Organism: Cotesia glomerata
Lineage: Eukaryota; Metazoa; Arthropoda; Insecta; Hymenoptera; Braconidae
Gene: Mdh1
Product: malate dehydrogenase, cytoplasmic
Exons: 4
Coding region: 156-1157 (333 amino acids)
Biological process (GO): malate metabolic process; tricarboxylic acid cycle; oxaloacetate metabolic process
Cellular component (GO): cytosol; mitochondrion
Molecular function (GO): L-malate dehydrogenase (NAD+) activity
Source: RefSeq, a predicted model, not a curated record